Molecule: messenger RNA, 10538 nt
Organism: Numida meleagris (helmeted guineafowl)
Lineage: Eukaryota; Metazoa; Chordata; Aves; Galliformes; Numididae
Gene: CHRDL2
Product: chordin like 2
Molecular function (GO): protein binding
Source: RefSeq, a predicted model, not a curated record
CUGUGAGCAACCCAGACUGGAGGGAGGUGUCCCUGCCUGCAGCAGAGGGCUGGGACUGGGUGAUCUUCAAGGUCCCUUCCAACCCAAACCAUUCUGUCAUUCUAUGAUGACUGUCAGUGUUUGGAGUUUUGGUGAUGCAGCGUUGAUUGUUUCCAUUAGUAACUGUUAAGAAAUGCUCCUCAGAGCCUCAGCCGCUCCCCUUAGGUCUGUGCUCCAGAACCUUCCCAGCUUCAUUGCCCUUCUCUGGACACGCUCCAAAAUAAGCAAAUAGGAACUGAACAGCGAGGCACAAGGAGAUGGAAGCAGUAGGGAUGAGCUCUGCGGGAUCUGUUUCAUGGCAGCUCCCCUCUCCCCUUUCCACCUCCAGGCAGGAUUUACAGGACAGUUUUCCAGGAGGGAGAGGUUGAGGGGAGAAGCUGUGGUGCUGGGGUGCGUGUCUGUUCCCCUGGGAAUGGUGGGAAUGCAAAGCUCCCCAGCGUGCUGCUGUACAGACUGAGCUGACCAGCUGGCUGUGAAGGACACGUGCUGUAGGGAACUUCAGGUCUGUGCAAUGUCACGCACCAGAGGUGCAAUAGACUCAUGGAAAAUGGGGCUGGCCAGGUCGUGGAAGAGUUGUUCGCUCAUCCCUCUUCCCCGCAGCGGGAUCAGCUCAGCCUGAGUCACUCCUGAGCAAUGCUUGUUCAUCCUGUUCUGAUAAACCUCCAGUGCUGGCAGCACACCUCCCCCUGGGGCGGCUGUCGGAGCCUAUCCCUGUCACCAGAAAGCUUUUUCCCUUGUCAGACAUAAAUCUCCUGUAAUUCAAUGUCCCUGCUGGCCACGUUAACCCACGGCCCUCCUCCUGCCUCGGGCAAGUAACGGGAGUCCGAACUGCGAGCUGCUUUGCACAACUGCUCCCUGAAUUUAGUGUCCUGCUGGGGAUAAGGUCCCAGGGAAAGGGGCUGUGUCACACUCCUGGUUUCCCCUCUCCUUCACUUCCCAAAGCCAGAAACUUGAGGGAGGAAACAAGAAAGAUCCUUGGCACAGCUUUGGCCUAGAGCAGCGAGCUCCCUCCCACCCGCAGGUGCAGUUUGGGGGUUUCUGAGGCCACGGGCUGUUCUCCCAAACCAGUUUGGAUGUGGCCAUGAAUGAGGCCAUGUGCAAGCUUGUGAGGUCGGACCAUGGCAUGUCUGGAUUGUAAAUGCGAGGUAUCCAUGCUGGCCUCCUCAACACCACUCUUCUAGUUUCUAGGCUGUCGCAUGCAGUGGGUCAGGAUGUCUCUUGUCUCUCUCCUUCUCUCUUGGACCCCUGCUUCAAUAUUAUACAGCAGCAGGCACAAGGCACUUGGGAACAGAGGUGUGAAUACAGCCAGCAGCUCUCUCUCCUCACAGGGGGUGAGGAGCAAGGCACAGCCCUGUUCUCUCCUUAAUUUUUGGGCGUAAGAGGGUUCGGGCAAGCCACUGCUGUAGGGUUUGGAUUAUUCACCUGCAGGAGGGUCAAAAAUAUCCCAAGGUUUCCAAGGGAAGAUUCGUCAGUUCUAAGAUCUUGGGAGAUGAACGAGCAGGGAAAAAAAGAGGGAGAUAAAUCAUCCCUGUCAUGUUGCCUCAAAACUCCUCCCGCUGGGAGUUUGCCCUUUCCCACAGCAGCUCCAGGGCCGAGGAUGAGCUGUUCUGAUGCACGGAGGGAGGAGGAGCAUCUCUUUCUUCUGUCGGACUCAGGGGGGAGGACAUGCACCCAUCCACACUUUGUGAUGUGCUCAUGUGCCCUGGGAAUGUGAGGAAGAUACUCAUAGUAGGUACUAACACAUUUUUUAUUUUUAUUUUUUUCCUGGAGAUUCAUUCUCUCUUGGUCUUAAGUUGCUGUGGCCACCAGAUCUCUGGUGCCUCUCCAUCCUCCUGUUAUCUCCAGCACUCCCUCGUGACUGCUGUGCAGUUAGAGCGUAUUUCUCCGCAGCUGAACAGAGCUCUCAGUCUUUGGGCCAAGCGUGGCAGAACCUUUGGUGACCUCUGCAUGCCAGUGCUGCAGGUGGGAGAGACAGCCAUUGACACAAGGAUGCUCAAAGGCUUCAGGAAGCUGUUCUCUUCAGCACUGGGGACUCUGAAGCAUUGCCAGAUGAUCACUCCCGAUCUUUAGUGUCUCCGAAUUCCUCUUCUUUAAAUUUUAGUCCUUGAUUUGUCCCUCGUGCUGUGAGGUCUCCUCCUACUGCUGUCUUGCCUGAACAAGUAUUUGUUUCUAUUACAUAAUGACAUUGCAUUAGAAUUCAGAUCGGAUAUUAGGAAAAAUUUCUUCUCUGAAAGAGUGGUCCGGUGCUGGAAUGGGCUGCGCAGGGAGUGGGGGAGUCACUGUCCCUGGGGGGGGGGAUCAAGAACCGUUUAGAUGUGUUCCAAAGGGCCAUAUAUUGGGGUUAUAUUGGUGGUUGGUGGAUGGUUGGACUGGGUGAUCUUGGAGGUCUCUUCCAACCUUGGUGUUUCUCUGAUUCUAUCAUGAUCAAUUCUAAAAUCCUGGUGUCCAAACAUCCCCGACAAAGAAAACUGAAGAGAAGGAUUUGUGCCAGGACCGGGAAGAAUGUAAGAAUAAAUGGGGAGGGAAAGCUAAAGAAAGAAGGAAAUGGAAAUGCCAUCUUGAAUAUCCACGUGCACGUGGGGUAAGCAGGGCCUGGUACACAUCAUGUACAUGGAAUCAUAGCAUCACUGAAUCAUAAAAUGAUGGAAUCAUUGAAUCAUUGAGGUUGGGAAAGACCCCUAAGAUCCCCAAGUCCAACCCCAACCCAUCCCUACUGUGCCCACUGUGUCCCUCAGUGCCACUCCUACCCUUUUCUUGUUGCACUGUUGCGUUUUUAAGCAAAUCUUAGGUUCAGAACGCCCCUCCAAUGGAAUGUGGUUCUUCCCUUGGUGAAGGAGCUGGUGCAGAGGGUUGCAGCAUGCCCAGCUCCAUCAUGGGCUCCCUGAAACCCAUCUCUUUCCCGCGGGGUCGGUGCUCAUAACAGCACCCCUGGAUUCUCAGUGUGCAGAGGAGUAGGCUCAUAGAAAACCAGAGGAGGCAGAGCCUUUGUACUGGUUGCUAUGGAAAUCUCUUGUGUUUCUCUUCUGCUUCUUUUCAUCUAUUUACCGUGGCACUAAAACAAUUUGUCUUCUUAGCCUGUUUUAAUUCAAGCAUCAGCUCCCUCUCCGGUGAAGACCCACGGCCAACCUGGACAGCAGGGAAAACAUGGCUGCAGAGAUGGAGGUGAAGGCCUACACCCUCAGGCCUGCUCGGAAGACUUGCUGCUGGGGAGAAGAAGGGGAGAUCUCUGCUCAAGAAGCAACCUCUGAGCGUGGUGUGUCUCUGCAGCGCUGCUUUUGCUGCGUGGCUUCUCCUAAAUGGGGCUGGAGGGAGGCAGCCCAGGCUGCUGGGAGCUUGCCGGGGGCUCCCAUUUGCUUCUUGCUCUCCUGCCCACAAUUCUGGUCUUUCAUGUCAAAUGACAAAGGAUAUCAGUGCAUCGAUCCUCUCUGUCGUGGGCACCCGCAAAGCACCGGACCUCAAUGAAGCUAAUUGACAGGAAACCAACAAAUCCUAAUGGCCUUAAUGGAUCCAUAUGGCAACAGGAGGGGAGCAUUGCUUCAGUGCCGGGACUGGGCUUGGUCCAGAAACUGUCGCUGCUGGAUGGAGGCGGACAAGGUGUGUUAUUUCUGCGGGUCCUCCUGGAGCUGGGAGCUGGGAAGGAGCAGAGCACUGGGGAAGAGGAGGCAGUCCCACCACGCAGAGCUUUAGCUCUCUGCAGAGGUUCUAGCAGCAGAGGUUGGGAUUUGGAAAGGGCUCUCCGCCGGAUAUUCUCCCUCAUUGCUGCUGCACGCCCAACCUGGCCUCGGCAGGAUUUGCUUUCCAAGCCUUCAGCUUCCAAGCGAAAAACUCUGUGAUUUGGGACGUGCGGAGCUCAGCGCUGGCCUGCAGAGGGUAUCCUAACCCUGCACACGGCUCCAGCCUCACACCAUGCCGCCCCAAGCCAACACCUCUGCCUCUCCCAGCCUGCCAGGGAACAUUUCUUUGCUUCUCACCUCUCCCGAGGAGCUGGCAGCGUUUUGCCGCUGUCACUUCUCUCUGUGGUUCUCCCAGUGACGAUGCCAGCUUGGGGAUCACCCAUCCACAGCCCCCUUUGCUGGGGUGGGGGGGAUGUUCUGCAGCAGAGACGGGAGAUACAGACAGCUUUUCCAGCUUUCCUCUCGGUCCUUAACCUUGGUGCUUCCUUCCUCUCCUUGUCUCAUCCUUGUAUCUCUGACCCUUCUCUACGUCCUGCUGCUCAGCCUCUCUGCUGCUUGCCUCUUCAUGCCUUGGACAAUCCAUCCCAUUGCUUGUGCUCAAUGAGGCUUUGCUCUGCUGGCUCCCUUCACCCUUUUCUGGUCACUAAUCUCCAUCCCUGGAGGGAAAUCUCUGCUCUUCCUCCCUGUCCUCUCUCCAUCAGUUUGCCCUGAUUAUAGGCAUCUCAUUACCUUUCUUUUAAGCCUUAUCAGUUGGUGACUACCUCAAGCCCUCAAAGGUGUAGAUUUAGAGCUCUUAAAAGUCCCUCCCAUGCUAAAACUACCUUUGUUGCUUUGCUUAUGGAUGUCUGGGUGGGGAACAAACAUUCCCAAACUCUGGCAAGCCAUUGCUGGCACUUUCUGUUGUGGAUUUUGACCAGAUCCUCUUGCAUACCCACAAAGCCCUUGGGAACACACCUGAGCUCAGGAGCUAUGAAGAACUGUGUUACCUCCAGCACCCUGGGCUGCAGGUGUUAUCUCCUGCAGUAGUUACAUCUCUGUAGAGCAAUAAAUGUGAAGGCUGCUCCUCCCUUUCCCUGGGCUGUGAAUCAGGAGAGGAAGGGUGAAGUCCUCUGCAGGCUGCCUUCAUAGCCCUUGCCUUCAAGAAACCUCCAGGAGCAUCCUGAGCUCUCACCAGCAUUAAUCACACAUCAGGAGGAGAGCAGGCAACCAGGUGCUGCGAAAGGCAAUGUCUGAGUGUUUGAGGUCGAUGCCAACCCUCUCUGUUCGGGUGGGAGCACUGGGAUGGAGAGUCCAGUGGAGCAGUGAAGGAGGUGAACGAGUAUUGUAGGAGAAACUCCCCCCAAGCAAGGAAAUCUCGACAGCAGCCAGGACAAGAGGCGACAGCAUAAAAACAGGCCAGGGUUCAGCCUGAGGGAGCCUUGCCAGUGCUUCUCUUCCCAUUCAGGUUGGAGGUGCAGAGCCAGUGGUGAGAGCAACUCCUGGGACAUGGCGCGUGGGGGUCAGAUGUUCUCUGCAGCUCAGAGAAGAACGUUCUUCCUCCGCGUCCACUUCUCUCCAUCUCUGUGUGGUUCCCAGAUGGACUGGUGGGGAACGGACCCCCCCCAGGUCAUCAGCCCUAAUUACCCUAAUGUCCCUCUCUAGCUCCUGAUGACUUGUGUGCCUCCAGCGCCACUGAACAGGACAGGAUCAAUGGGGCAGGAGCCAUGUGUCCUUGCCCUUGAGUGGGCCCAGUGCUUUGAUUUCUUCUUCCCCUUUCAGAUUGCUGUGUGUCACUCUGUGACGGCGAGAGGGGAGUUUUGCGAAGCUGCGGCACGAAGAAAAAAUAUGGAUUUUGCUCAGUUUAUCCCUUCUUAGUGGAGUAUGGCAGAGAAGCGACAUCCCAUUCCACGCCCAUCCCCUUCUGAUGGAAGGACUCCAUCUCCAUUGGCUAUAGAUGAGUAAAGCAGACCUUGAAUCAUAGAAUCAUGGAAUAUCUCGAGUUGGAAGGGGCCCGUAAGGAUCACUGAGUCCAACCUCUGGCAUGCCAGUGUCAGACUGUUGAGUUGGAAGGGACCCACAAAAGUCAUCCAAGAUGAAUCAUCUCCAUCAAACGCAUGCCAAGCAUUAAUUAUGUGAUCACUAGCCAUCAAUGGGGAUGAGUGAAACCUGUGGAGCUACAGGAGGGAUCUCACCUCUGCUCUGUGCAGCCCUGGGUUUGGGUGUCAGCCUUCCCAAUGGCUGCAGUUCAUCGAAUCCCAGAAUCCCGGAGUGGUUUGGUUGGAAUGGACCUCCCGGCCCCCCCAGCCCCACCCCCCAUGGGCAGGGACACCUCCCACAACCCAGUGCCCACAGCCCCAUCCAAGGUCUUGGGCACUGCUGGGGGUGGGCACUCACAAAUCUGUGAGAAUUCCUUCUCAGUGCCUUAUCCAAGUCUGCUCUGUUUAUUUUGAAGCCAUUAACCUUUGUACUGUAGCUACGCUCCUUCUAGGUGAUGUUUCCCUGCUCAAUGAAAGGAGCUCGCUGCUGGCUUGGCUGGCUGAGGGUCAGUGGCGUGGGCUGGCCUUGGGGGAUUCAGCAUGGUGGGUGCUCUGCGAUGACCGACGUUGAGGAUUUAUGCCUGCAUUCCCCACGGUGGGCAGAAGGAACAGCGUGUUUCAGCAGCAUGUGGGGUCAGGGCUUGCUCCUGCUUCUUUGCAGCCAGAUUUCUUUACACCCAGCAGAUUUCCAGUCCCGUUGCCCGCUGCUGGCAGCUCUAACCUACGCGUUUCUCCUGGCCCACAAUUCCGGGCUGCAAACUUCCAGGGAAAGGUGCUGAGUGCCGCCAGUUCCUGCAGCCCGCAGCCCCGCCAGCCCGCUGUCCUGCCACGAGGUUCGCGUGGCACGGGAUGUUGUUGGAGCCCACGCUGUUUAUUCAGAGGUCGGUAGGAGAAUCUCAGUUUUCAUUCGGAAAACAAAAAGGAAUUGCCCAGAAGACACGAAGCGAGUUGGACCUAAAGGCUCAGGAACCAGAAGGCAAAUAGAAAGGACCCAGGUUUUAUUAUUUGCAAGCCAAUCCCAUGGUUUUGGAGCCUGCUUCAUGAUCGCAGAUGGAUUGAGGUUGGCAGAGUCGAGCUGUCGGCCAGAUUCCUUCACAGAUUAAGAUAAAGAGCCUCGUUUUUUGCCAAAGGGUGAAUGUAUUCUUUAUGAGAUGUAAGAGAGAUGUAACACAGCACCUUGCUCCCGACAAGCCUGGCCUUUAUUUCCUGGGUCUGCACUUAGGACAUGGCUGAACGUUCCCAUAAGUUUCAGCCCCGAUGCAGGGCCAGGAUCUACAGUCCUGAAUUCAGCGGUUGCUGUUGCAAGCAGAGAUGCAAAAUAACUUCAUUGAUCCGGACUUCACAUCCCCAUUUUUCUCUGCCCUUCCUUAGCCACAUGCAGAUCUGUGCUACAAAUGUGCUUUUCAGGUCUGCCCUGUGCAAGGGAAGAGCUGGGCGAGGAGGUACCCCUUGUCCUUGUUGGGGGGCUGGAAGGAGCUUGCUAUUUACCCCAAACUCCUCAAUAUUGUGAUUCUGUGACGUGUGUCAGCUAAAUCCAUCUGCACAGGAUAAAUCUGAACCACGCAGAGGCAGCGAGGACUGAAAGACGGUGAGGAAAUGUGGGUUCUCCGACCACAUCCCCAUCCCAAACCUGCAUGGGCGCUGCAAGGGUUCCCCCCGAGCGCUCCGAGGAGAGGAGGGCAGCAUGGAUGGGCUCUGGGUUGCUCUGACAAUCAGCUCUUGUAACCCACCGGGGACUUCUGGAUCCAGAACUCAGGGAUUCCGCUGGCUGCUCUAAAACCCAGCCCUGUAUUUUGUCUUGAAGGUGUGUGGUCGUGUCAGGAUUCCUCCGGUCAGCCAUGAAAUCCAACAGCAGCUGCACUGUGCUUCCUGCAGACGGCCGGUGCCAGUCGGAAGGUGCCUGGCUUACGGCUCCUCUGUUCUUGGUCCUUCAUCGGAACCGUGCUCGCAAUCCGCAGGGGAAGGCAGCGAGUGGCGAGGAGGCGCCUUUGAUCGGAGCGAGGCGAACCCCGACGGGCACCGGCACCACUGGGACGGGCACCACCGGGACCUCCGCGGGCAUCGGUACCAUCGGGCACCGGCACCGAGACAUCGCUGAGCACCGGCACCACCGGGACCCCCGAACACCGGCACCUCCGGCCACCGACACCGAGACAUCUGCGAGCACCGGGCACCGCUCCCUCUGGGUAUCCCCAGCACUGACACCGGGACAGCUUCGAACAUCGGCACCGGGAGCAGCAGGGACACCGGGACAUCGGGCAGCGACACCGGAGCAGCCGGGCUGUGACACCACAGCACCCACCGAGCACAGGGACCGAAGCUCCCUGGGCACCGACAGCCGGGCUGCGAUGCUCCCCGGUGCGGCUCCCCUCGCUUUCCUCCUCCGGUGCCUGCUGCUGCUCUUCGCCUCCGAGAGCCGAGCGCGGGCUCGGCCUGAUAUGUUCUGUGACUUCAAUGGCAAGAAAUACAGCCCAGGUGAGAGCUGGCACCCCUACCUGGAGCCUCAGGGGCUGAUGUACUGCAUCCGCUGCAGCUGCUCUGAGAAUGGCAACACCAGGUGCUAUCGGAUCCAGUGCCCCACUCUGCAAUGCGCCAGCUCCGUCACGGACCCCCAGCAGUGCUGCCCACGGUGUCUUGAGCCAAAUUCCCCUUCUGGUCUCCGGGCACCUGUCAGGUCCUGCCAGUACAAUGGGACAACGUACCAGCAAGGCGAGAUGUUCACCACCAGUGAGCUCUUCCCCAGCCGCCAGCCCAACCAGUGUGUGCAGUGCAGCUGCUCUGAAGGCCAGAUUUACUGUGGCUUGGUGACCUGCCCAGAGCUGCUGUGCUCCAAUCCCCUAAGCGUGCCAGACUCCUGCUGCCAGGUCUGCAAAGAUGGCUCCUAUGAGAAGUCUGAGGAAGAGGAACCCCUGCAGUUAAACAGAGGUGUUAGGCACUCGCAAGACCAGUGCUUGGGGGAAGCGACAGGCAGAAAGCCGCCUGGAGCCACCGCAUCCACCAUGCUCAGUUCCUCUCUGGAGUUCAUCCCCAGGAGCUUCAAACCCAAGGGGGGAGGUGGCACCACCGUGAAGAUUGUCUUGAAAGAGAAGCACAAGAAAGCCUGUGUUUACAACGGGAAGACUUAUUCCCAUGGAGAAGUGUGGCACCCUGUCUUCCGGCUCUAUGGGCUCCUGCCCUGCAUCCUGUGCACCUGCAGGGACGGUGUCCAGGACUGCCAGAAGAUCACAUGCCCCAAGGAGUAUCCGUGUGACUCUCCAGAAAAAGUAGAUGGGAAAUGCUGUAAAAUAUGUCCAGAAACCAGAGUCAAACCCACUGAUGAAGUCAUCACUGAGCGAUGUGGCAAGAACCCCAACCACGUCCUGGUGUACAUGUUUGUGCCACCAAGCUCUGAGAACUCCAAGGAGAUCCUACGGACAGUCGCAGUCGAGAAGGAGCUCGCAGAAGAGGUGGAAAUCUAUAACUGGAAGCUGAUUAAAGGGAUAUUUCACUUGAUCCAAACCAAGAGGAUCAGCAAGCAGGAAUUCAAGCAAGAAGCGCAGAACUUCAGGCUGGUCACCAGGACGAACGAAGGUCACUGGAACAUCUUCCAAGCCCAGACGUCAGAGCCGAGGAUGACAGAGAGUCCAGAGAAAGAAACAAAGAACUUGUAAAAAAAAAAAUAAUAAUAAUAAUAAAUAACUUUAACCUAGCUAUUGAUUUAUCUACACCCACACCCACAUACACACCUACACAUAUAUACGAAAAAAAAAAAAAGUUGCAUUAUUCAAUAGACUGGCACAGCAAUAAGAGAUACACUAGUGUAAAGGGCAGCAGCUCCAGCAGAUGAACCAAACCCGACCGCAACGUGACGUCCCUCGGAGUGCUCCGUGGGACUGGAGGAGCCCAUCGUGUCCCCUGCUGCUGAAGGAGCCGGGUGGGCAGAGGAGGAGGAGUGCAUUGAGAAGAGAGGAGGCAUUUCUGGGAGCACAUGGAGCCAGCGACCGAACAGGAUGGGACCUUGCUUCGGAGCAGUGCUGGCAUUGUGAUGACCUGCAAGGAGAGAAGACGGAUCCCUGCCUCCUUUCUUGGAGGCCCUGUGAUCUGCAAAUGUUUUUUUUGGCCAAAUACCCCCCAAAGAGUGUUGAAAAAUCUUGGGUCUUUCCUCCUGUUUCACAGUGUCAUAGAAGGGUUGGAAUGGAGCCUUAAAGGCCGUCUGGUCCAAAUCCCCUGCAAUGAGCAGGGGCACCCACAGCUCCUUCGGGUGCUCUGUUCGGGCUGUUUCCUUUCUUUGCAGGUCACUCGGUGAUGUUCUUUUUGGAGGACCCACCUGCUGACACCGUUGCGGGGGGAGCCAGGAUCAUGGGGUGGUGGCACAAAUUGAGGUCCAACAGCCCCAACACUGCUUCUCAUGGUGUGGGGGUGGGGGAGGUGCCAUCCAAUCACUGCUACCACCUCUUUCUAUCCCCUGUCCCCCCUGCAAGAAUGUAACCUCCAGCACUCGCCGCUCGCUGGCUCCGAGACUCCAAACACUGCACUAACGAAGCGUGUCAUUAUGCUCUAUAUUUAUCUAUAUCCUACAGACUAUCUUCUGGGCUGUAUUCACAGGAGGAGCAUCUCCCAAAGGGCAAACAGGGCCAUUCCUGCAGCGCGGAGAGGAGGGCGUGCAGCAGCACCGCUCUCCCCCAGACUGGAAAUAGCUUUGGGGGACUUUCAGGUCGUUUGGGUACACGUAUUUAUCCCCAGUUUCUUGUUUUAUUCUGUUUUGAUAAAUCUAUUUAUUUGGAGAUCCGGAUCUGUCGGAUAAAUCUGAUUAAAGCGCCUUUUUGAUUCA